AUGGGGCACAUCUACCCCACGGUGGGAGAGGGGCCGGAGGUGAUCGGGGUGAUGUGGAGCCGCCCCCUCGCCGCCAGCCUCGGGGAUGGCUGGGCCGUGACCCCUCAGCGGGCUGAGCAGUCCGGCGGUGCUGCCCCUGCCCCCGGCCAGGGGAGAGGCUCCCGGACUCCUCCUCCGGCCGCUCAGGCGCCUCCAAUGAGCCCCGGGGUGCCCGGGCUGCCCUGCCCUGCCUUCCCUUCCCUCACCUCCUCCUUCUUCUAUCUAAAAAUGGGAGAGACCAGCGGGGCCGCCGGACUGCCUUCCUCCCUCUCUCCUUCUCCUCCCUCCCCGCGCUCCGCCUGCAGCCUCGCGCCGCCGCUCGGGAAAGGGACCCCGCGGCCCGGCGGGGACAUCACUGGGCAUCUCACCUUCCCCCUGCUGUCUGUCACCCUUCUGGUAUCCUUUGGCUCCUCCAUGCUCUAUGGCUACAACCUUGCUGUGGUGAACUCACCAGCAGAGCACAUAAAGGCUUUCUACAACACCACGUGGUCCCAGCGGUACGGACACGGGCUGGGCCCUGCCCCCCUGACCCUCCUCUAUGCCCUGACUGUCUCCAUCUUCGCCCUGGGCGGGCUGGUGGGCUCCCUGCUGGUGGGGGUGCUGGUGGAGCGGUACGGCAGGAAUGGUGCUCUGAGCCGCAGCGCUCUCCUCGUCCUCCUGGCCGGCGGCUUCAUGGGCUUCAGCCGGGAGCUGGGAUCCCCUGAGAUGGUGAUCAUCGGCCGUUCCAUCACGGGGCUCCACUCAGGUAUCUGUCUCAGUGUGGUGCCUCUCUACCUGGGAGAAAUCGCACCCAAGAACCUGCGGGGAUUCUUGGGCCUCAUGCCCAGCAUCUUCAUCUGCCUGGGGGUUUUCUCUGCCCAGGUCCUGGGCCUGCCAGAACUGCUGGGCAAGGACAGGUUCUGGCCCCUUUUCCUGUCAGUGGUGGUUGUUCCUGCCUCCCUCCAGCUCCUGCUGCUGCACUGCUUCCCUGAGAGCCCUCGGUACCUGCUGAUAGAGAGAAAUGACAUCUGUGGGGCCACCAAAGCACUGCACCGGUUCCUGGGGAGCCCCGAUGUACAGGAUGUGAUCGAGGAGAUGAAGGAGGAGCAGCGGUCGCUCUCCUCCAUGGAGGUGGUGUCCGUCUGGCAGCUGCUGCGGGACCGCUCCGUGCGCUGGCAGACGCUCUCGGUGGUGGUGGUGAACGCCGGCAUGCAGCUCUCAGGGAUCGAUGCUAUCUGGUUUUACACCAACACCAUUUUCGAGAACGCCGGGAUCCCCGCGUCCCAGAUCCCCUACACCACCAUGGGCACCGGCGCCAUUGAGGUUGUUGCCGGGCUGAUUGGGUGCUUCACCAUCGAGAGGGUGGGCCGGCGGCCCCUCAUCAUCACCGGCUUCUGUGCCAUGGGUGUCUGCUCAGCUGGCAUCACCAUCUCCCUGCUGCUGCAGGCCGCCCUGCCCUGGAUGCGCUACGUCAGCGUUGCCUGCGUGGUCGGCAUCAUCGCUGGCUUCUGCAUGGGACCAGCUGGUGUUCCCUUCCUGAUGACAGCUGAGCUCUUCAUGCAGUCACACCGCCCGGCUGCCUACAUUGUGGGGGGCUCUCUCAACUGGCUCUGCAACUUCACCAUCGGCUUCAUCUUCCCCUUCUUGCAGAUGUCAGCUGGUGCCUUUUGCUACCUGGUUUUCUGUGGUGUCUGCCUGCUGGUGGCCCUGUACGUCUACCUUGUCAUCCCUGAGACCAAGAACAAAACCUUCAUGGAGAUCAGCCACAUCUUUGCCAUGCGCCGCUCCGUCCUCUCCGUGCCAGCCCACCUCAUUGGGAUGAUGAAGCUCGAUGGCUACGGGACUUUGGAGAGCAGCUCCCUGGAGAGCUCAGGCUCCAGCCUGCCCUGAUCUGAGUGGGCUGGGGGUGGGGAUGGUGGAGGAGGCUCAGGGCUGGGGAAGGAUGUGGGGGCCAAUUUAUUCCAACCUGGUCAUCUCUGAGUCUCCAAGGACAACUCUCCAUGGCCCAGUCUGGACCCAGGAGGAGCCCCAUUGAUGCACCAAGGUUGCACUGACUGCUGGGCAUGAUCCCCAUGCUGGAAGAGAUGCUCCCACAGAGACAAGGGGACCUCCUGAAGCAGGGAGUUCUCAUUGCUCCUGGCUGUGGGGCCUUGGCAAGGGCUUCUGGCAUGAGCUGUUUAAUAAAGAGCAU
Vidua macroura (Pin-tailed whydah) is the source of this 2209-nucleotide messenger RNA. RefSeq names its product solute carrier family 2, facilitated glucose transporter member 5-like. Gene Ontology annotation, molecular function: hexose transmembrane transporter activity. NCBI's taxonomy places the organism in Eukaryota, Metazoa, Chordata, Aves, Passeriformes, Viduidae. Gene Ontology annotation, cellular component: membrane. The transcript is spliced from 13 exons. Gene Ontology annotation, biological process: monosaccharide transmembrane transport. The coding region runs from base 1 to 1908 and encodes 635 amino acids. The record is from RefSeq and is a predicted model, not a curated record.